GGGCCGGGCAUGGCGGCAGCGGCGGGGGGCGUGGCGAGCCGCCGGGGUCCCGGGCGGCCCUGCCCCUUCUCCAUAGAGCACAUCCUCUCCAGCCUGCCCGAGCGGAGCCCCCCGGCCCGGGCCGCCUGCCCACCGCAGCCUGCCGGUCGCCAGAGCCCCGCGGAGCCAGAGGAGCCCGGGGCACCCGAGACUGCGCCCUGCGCCUGCUGCUGCUGCUGCGGCCCCCGCGCGGCGCCCUGCGGGCCCCCAGAGGCGGCCGCCGGGCUGGGUGCUCGUCUGGCGUGGCCGCUGAGGCUGGGACCGGCGGUGCCCUUGUCUCUGGGUGCGCCAGCCGGAGGUUCCGGGGCGCUCCCGGGCGCGGUCGGCCCGGGUUCGCAGCGGCGCACGCGGCGCCACCGCACCAUCUUCAACGAGGAUCAGCUGCAGGCGCUCGAGGCGCUUUUCGUGCAGAACCAGUAUCCUGACGUGAGCACGCGCGAGCGCCUGGCCGGCCGCAUCCGCCUUCGCGAGGAGCGCGUGGAGGUCUGGUUCAAGAACCGCCGGGCCAAAUGGCGACACCAGAAGCGCGCGUCGGCUUCCGCGAGGCCCCUGCCCGGCGUCAAAAAGUCCCCCAAGGGGAGCUGCUGCUGACUCUAGGAGCUGCCCCUGGGCUCGGCCACCCUUUUUGGGAUCUUUGGAGUUGGCGCUGAGAGAAGACAGGUCUACCCGAAAAGGAGCUGGGAGAGUACACCCGCCGCCUCCGCCCGUCUCCACAGCCCUUGCUUCCUGCAGCUCGUGCUGGAGGUGGCGCUGGGGACGGGCCCCAGUGCUUGGUGUUCCACGGCAGUGGGAGUGGCGAGUCCCUUGGGGGUGGGCUGGGGCACAGAGCAGCUUCCUCAGCCCCCCACCCACCAAGAGACACUAACUCCACCGCAGGAGGGGAAGCACUCCGUAUCAACACGGGACCCAGAAUCCUCCGCAGUGGAGCGUCUCUCCGCACCCUGGGACAUGCCGGCCUCCCUCUUCUCAAUGUGGACAUUGACCCAACUUGACCUGGCCCGUCCUCCCCCAGCGGGAGGGGUGAUGGGGUUCGUGUCUGUGCAGUCCCGGGGUUGCAGGCUUCCCAGGCCCUGGGCUGGGUCUUGGUAUCUGGACCUGUAGAAUAAGAAGGUCGCAGGAGCGAUUCCAGGAGCCCCUCCCCAGUCCCUUCACCUUCGAGCCUCGCGCUGAUACUGAGAAACAAGCAACCUCAGAUACCACAGAAGCCGCCCAGAGUCUCAAGUCCACCUUGGCUCCACUCCCACACCCAACAAGGAGCUGUCCUCCUCUUUCCUUCCCAGCGAGGGGGUAUUUAGGGUACAGCUGUCUUUGAGAGGAGCACAGCUCAGCGAGGCCUCAGUCUCUGCACCAGGGUGCUCCCCAGCAGAGGGGACUGCUCCGCGGAUGGUGGCCUUGGACCCCUGGGGUCCAGCCCUGGCCUCUAGGCUACUGUGAACCUGCCCUUGGGUUGGGGGUCCCCUGCUUCCUCCUGGGGUUUUCAUGCUGUGGGGUUGGUCUCCCUCACAGCAAUCUGUGCCAUCCUAGGGUAGGGCAAGAGGAGGUUGGAUUGGGGAGACUCCGCCCCUGCUGCCUGGGAAGAUGCCUGCCCUCCCCUUCUUUAUCCUGGCCCAUGGCAAAAAGCACAGUGGAAAGAAGCCUUAGAUUCCCCAAGUAGGCCCUACAGUGGGUCCAAAGCAUCUCACAUCCCCUUCAGCUGGCUUGAGCACCUCGUUCUGUCUCCUUACAGGCGAUGCAGGGAAUGGGGUCAUUCUACCUGCAAGAGAUGAAGUCCAUCUCUAAAAGGAGGACUGCAGAAGCCAGGGCUGCAGCUCCCCAGACACCCCAAGGCUGGCCAGCUUGGAUAACACCAAGCAAGCAUGGUGUCCCCAGUCAGAACUGCCCUGACACUGCUGGGUGUCCCUAGCAUCCCCGCCUCCACCCAUAGCGUGCAUACUGCUGGUUGUCACAAAACCCUUCUCCCUGAACCCUGGUCUUGCCCUUGGGGACUGAACAGACUGCCUGUGGACAUGCCCGUGUCCCGGUCAGCUCCCUUGCAGAUGGGGACACUCAUCUCGCGGGCUCCAGGCCCCUUGCGUUCCUUGGUUGAAUGGCCAUCUGUCAUUGUGUCGGGAGCCCCGAUCAGAGCUUGUGGAGCGCCACCUUCCAGGGCUCAGUGGCUGUGUUGCUCUCCUGAAUUUGCUCCUUCAGCUCUAGCUGCUCCUUGGCAGGCUGACCCCCCCAGAGCAGGCUGUUAACAUAGGCAUCCUUCAGCCUCACACCCAGGCGCUGGCUUCUCAUCUUCACCCUCUUCCCGGUUUAUCUUUUACCCUCAGACUCCAAUUCCCAUCUUUCUGCCACAUUUACAUCUCAAGCCAGGCACUUCCCCUGAGCCAGGUAUUUAUCUCCAGCUGUCCCCUUGAAGCCCACAGACUCCUUAAGGUCACCUUGUCCACAGUGAGCUCUUCUGUGCAAACCAGGCACAUGAGCCAGAGAACUAGCCGCCCACCCGAAACUGGUCCCCGGACCCUGAUCAUCCACUGUACCCAGGCUGACAGGAAGUCAGUUUUACUGUUUAUCAAUAAAUCAAUAAAUCCCAGAAUCUCUCCA
Molecule: messenger RNA, 2625 nt
Organism: Pongo pygmaeus (Bornean orangutan)
Lineage: Eukaryota; Metazoa; Chordata; Mammalia; Primates; Hominidae
Gene: GSC2
Product: goosecoid homeobox 2
Exons: 3
Coding region: 10-630 (206 amino acids)
Biological process (GO): regulation of transcription by RNA polymerase II
Cellular component (GO): nucleus
Molecular function (GO): RNA polymerase II cis-regulatory region sequence-specific DNA binding; DNA-binding transcription factor activity, RNA polymerase II-specific
Source: RefSeq, a predicted model, not a curated record